Molecule: messenger RNA, 3137 nt
Organism: Drosophila albomicans
Lineage: Eukaryota; Metazoa; Arthropoda; Insecta; Diptera; Drosophilidae
Gene: Hr78
Product: nuclear hormone receptor HR78
Exons: 4
Coding region: 386-2335 (649 amino acids)
Biological process (GO): cell differentiation; anatomical structure development; regulation of transcription by RNA polymerase II
Molecular function (GO): RNA polymerase II cis-regulatory region sequence-specific DNA binding; zinc ion binding; nuclear receptor activity
Source: RefSeq, a predicted model, not a curated record
UGCAGCGCAUUUAACGAAAAAAAAGGCUGAAACUUUUUGCUGCUGCUCAAAAAAAAGCUCAUUUUAAAUGGCUUUGUAUAUUUUAAAAUAGACAUAGUUAAAGGUGAAAGUGUAAAGUUAGCAUAACUAGUGUUGUUAUAUGAUGAAGAAAAGAAUGUUUUUAAAACAUUCAUAAGGCGUUUUUAGCUCAAGCUUCUCAUAAGAGCAGCACACGUACGCACACGCAACACACACGCACACAUAUAGAGAGCAGACACUCACACACACGCCGCGGUAAACGCAAAACAAGUUCUAAUAAGAAAAGCAAAGCACACGACGACAACGGCGAACACAAAGCAAAGAGAAGCAACAGCUUGCUUUGGCGUGCAGUUUCCACUUGGACUUCAUGAUGGGCACCAGCAGCGGCAUUAAAACCGAAGAACCCCGAGCAUUGGGCCUGAAUCACUCAAGCGGCAGCAGUAGCAGCAAUAACAACAGCACUGCAGCAGCUGUGGCGGCCGCAGUGGCAGCCGGAAAUGCAGCAAGUUCAGCGGCCGCUGCCGCCUCCCUCUCGUCCGUAGAAUUGUGUCUAGUGUGCGGAGAUCGGGCGUCGGGUCGCCACUAUGGUGCCAUUAGCUGUGAGGGCUGCAAGGGAUUCUUCAAGCGCUCGAUACGCAAGCAGCUGGGCUAUCAAUGUCGCGGGGCCAUGAACUGUGAGGUGACCAAACACCAUCGCAACAGGUGUCAAUUCUGUCGGCUGCAAAAGUGUUUGGCCAGCGGCAUGCGAAGUGAUUCCGUGCAGCACGAACGAAAACCGAUUGUGGAUCGCAAAGAUGGCCUCGCUUCCAGUUCCAGCAGUGGUGGCAUCUCUGCCUCUGGCUCCAGUGCAACAGGUGGCAGCUCUAGCGGUUCCGUGGCCAACAAAUCCAGUUACCAACAAGUGCGAGUAAAGCAACAACAACAGCAGCAGCAACAACAACAUGCAUCAUCUGUGGCAGCUGCUGCAGCGAGCGCUGCGCUAUUUCAGCAUGCGGCCACGCCCCCCGUGUCAAGCACAGCCAACUCGACGCCCUUUGGUCUUAACGAGAAUCUAUUCCCAAUGGGCCUGAACUUUGCCGAGCUCACACAGACGCUGAUGCUCGCUUCACAACAACAGCAACAGCAGCAGCAACAAGCUGCCAGCAGCAAUGCUCCCAGUCACUGCUAUUCACCCGAGUUGGCCAAGCCGGAACUCGACGAGGAUGACGAUGAUUCCAUGGACAAUAGCAGCACACUUUGCCUGCAACUGUUGGCCAACAGUGCCAGCAAUAAUAACUCACAGCACUUGAAUUUCAAUGCGGCUGCAGCCGCCGCAGCAGCAGCAAACGUUGAUGCCACCAGCACAUUACCUACACCCGCCACUGUGGGAUUGAUUCAGAGCACGCUGGAUAAGCGAGCGAUUGACAAGGCGCUGCAAUUGUUGCAACCUAUACAACAGCAGCUGGAUCGCAGCCAGAGCAGUCAGAACACAGCAGCUGGGCUGAGCAUUAAACCCGAAUGCGAAUCGGAUGCCGAGGACAGCGGCACAGAGGAUGUGGAUGCUGAUCUAGUGGAGCACAUGGAUCUGGACUUCGACUAUUGCAAUCGUGGGGAUUUUGUGGCCAACGAAGCCAUCUUUGAGCAGGAACUGUUUCCAUCGGAGGCACAAUGCGCCUUCCAUGUGCAACCUCCUACUUUGGUGCACUCUUAUCUGAAUAUGCACUAUGUGUGCGAGACGGGGGCCAGGAUCAUCUUCUUGACUGUACACACCUUAAGGAAAGUGCCCGCCUUUGAGCUACUCGAUGCUCACACACAGAUGAAACUGCUUCGCGGCUCUUGGCCAGCAUUGCUGGCAGUGGCAUUGGCUCAAUGCCAACGCCAAUUGGCCGUCUCGACCAUCAUUGGCCAGCUGGUGCAUAGUGUGCGUCAGGUGGCGGAUAUCGAUAAGAUUGAACCACAAAAGAUUGCGAAGCUGGCGCAGAUUACGCGCACCAUUCACGAUUUUGUGCAGGAGUUACAGUCGCAGGACGUGACCGACUUGGAGUUUGGCCUUUUGCGUCUCGUGUUGCUCUUCAAUCCGCUGCUGCUGCAGCCGAAUCGUCGAGAGCGCUCACUGCGUGCCUAUGUGAAGCGUGUUCAGCUUUAUGCGUUGGCCACUUUACGACGCCAGAGUGGAGGAGAGGAGCGUGCAAAUGGUUUGUUUGCUAGUCUGUUGCCGUUGAGCGGCUUGGAGUCGGAGCUAACUGAAGAGCUGUUCUUUGCCAAUCUUGUGGGGCAAAUGCAAAUUGAUUCAAUGAUUCCCUUCAUUCUGAUGAUGUGCAACAGCAACGGACUGUAAGACGGAAGAUGGCACUAAAAAAAAAGCAAGACUGAUUGGGCAGCAUUCGAAGGCGAAGGGCGGGGCCAAGCUGCGCAUAUUGCGGACAAUACUUAGUUGAUAAUUCAUAUAAAAACUCUAUAUACAUAUUACAUAUUAUACAAAUUGCAUUAUGAAUUUUAAAACAUUUGAAAUGUGUUUUCAAUCAGUGUGGCAACGCCGUCAAGGUUUCGUCUAUUUGCAAUGAAUGAAAGUUUCGUUAAGCUGAGUUUGGUGAGGGAAGCUACUUUUAAAAUGAGCGGAGCUGCAAGUUUCAAAUGAGCCCUAGAUUUUGCAUGUUUGUUAAACGCAUAUUGAAAACAAUUCUUGAUUAUAGUUCCAAAGUCGUAUUUUAUAAAUUAUUUUAUUGCAUUAUGAAAUUUCAAACAUAAUUCUUUCAUUUUGUCACUCAAUUUAAAUGCUGUGAAGUUGACAACGCGGCUAAGGCUUCUUCAUUGUGAAGUUGGCAACGCCUAAAAGCUUCGUUAAGUUGUGUUGGCUGCGCCAGCAGCUUUCGUUGCAAUUUUACACAUAAAGUGCAACAAGUGCGUGUUGAUAAACUAAACUAAUAUAAUUAUAAAAUGCUGCUGCAUCAUUGCGCUGGUGCAGCUUCGCUCUGUGGCUGUUUUUUGACGGGUCUGUUCGCGUUGUGGAUCUCAUCGUUGGCGCCUUCGCGAUUGCGCGCUAUUUCAAUGGCCAAAAAUUGGACACGAAACACAAAUAUCGAGUUGUCAGGUGAGAAUUCCUUGCUGGCAUCCGCUCGCAUUAAUGUGCCGUAUGAGUA